Messenger RNA from Pterocles gutturalis (yellow-throated sandgrouse), 541 nucleotides. RefSeq names its product limb bud and heart development (gene LBH). The transcript is spliced from 2 exons. The record is from RefSeq and is a predicted model, not a curated record. Gene Ontology annotation, biological process: positive regulation of DNA-templated transcription. Gene Ontology annotation, cellular component: nucleus. Bases 1 to 321 code for a protein of 106 amino acids. NCBI's taxonomy places the organism in Eukaryota, Metazoa, Chordata, Aves, Pterocliformes, Pteroclidae.
AUGCUGUCUUUUGUUUCUAGCCCUGAUUAUCUGAGAUCAGCUGAAAUGACUGAAGUGAUGAUGAACACCCCAGCGAUGGAUGAGAUCGGGCUAAGCCCCCGCAAGGACGGCCUGUCGUAUCAGAUCUUCCCCGAUCCGUCGGACUUUGACCGUUAUUGUAAGCUGAAGGACCGCCUGCCCUCCAUCGUGGUGGAGCCGACGGAGGGUGAUGUGGAGAGUGGUGAGCUGAGAUGGCCACCUGAAGAGUUCCUCGUGCAGGAGGAGGAGGAAGAGGAGGAAGAAAACUGUGAAGAUGCAAAGAAGGACAACAAGGAGCAAUAAAUGGCAUCUGAGGAAAGGCAAGGGACUACACCCUUCUGAAGGAAGAGCCACACUUCUCUUGAAAGUCUUUUUAAAAAGAAAAAAAGACAAGUUCAAUUUUGCACCUGCAAGAUCUUAGUUUUUUUUUGUAUUCUCUGUAUUGAGAACUGAAGUCCUCGGUGUCACCAGACCUCCUGAGGAAGGAAGGAAGUAAACGCAGAGAAAUGUUUGCUGUUCUCGA